Salpingoeca rosetta is the source of this 1450-nucleotide messenger RNA. RefSeq lists its product as uncharacterized. The record is from RefSeq and is a predicted model, not a curated record. The transcript has 3 exons. The coding region runs from base 207 to 881 and encodes 224 amino acids. NCBI's taxonomy places the organism in Eukaryota, Choanoflagellata, Craspedida, Salpingoecidae.
UGUGUGUGUGUGUGUGUGUGUGUGUGGUACGUGUGUGUGUGGUACAUGUGUGAAUGUGAGUGCGUUGUACAUGUGUUUGGUUGGUGUGGUUUGAAUUUCGCGGCGCAGUUUCUGCCUCGCAACCCAAAAGCGACAAACCCAAACAAGCAAUACAACGACCAGACUGCAAGCACAACCAACCAACCAAGGCUCACACAAAGCACGCCAUGGCGUUGAGAAGGGGCAGGAUAGCAGAGGAUGAAGUGGUGGAGGAGGAACGCGGGCUGGCGCAGGGAUCGUCACCUCAGAGACGCGGUCAGCAUGCAAAGGGGGCGAGAAGAACCAAGGGCAAGGACGAGGUGAACUACGAUGAUGAGAGCGAUGUGGAGGAAGAAGUGGUUGGUGGUGGACAUGACAGGGAUCGCACGCAGCAGCGUGGACGUCACGAUGGAGCCACCAGCGACGACGAUGACGACGGCUUGAUUGAAGAGGAGGAGGACAUGGACGACUCGCGCUACUACGAAGACGUAUCACCGAUCCCCAAGCUGUCAGAGCUGCGGCUGACAGGGCUGCCAACGAACCGUACACACAACCGAGAUGACAUGCGACGCAUCCAACGCGAAAACGUCAUGCUCCUCGGCAAACUUGAAGAGAUCCAACGCAAAGGCGGGGCGAUGGACACACGUCCGCACAAGUCGCAGAAGCACGUCGCAUCUUCCAGCGUGAACCGGCGCAAACACCAGCGCGAAACCGCCAACCAGAACAAGGCGUUUCUCAAGCGCCUGCAAGGCGUCAAGAGCACCGUGCCAAAGCCAACAUCGUCCAAGUCCAAGGCAAGGCCAGGGCCUCCACGCCAGAAGAAGCCUGCACGCAAGCUUGUGCAGCCCGAAUGGAACGAUUGAGAGCCAUGAUGGUAGUGAGGGCAGAGAGAGAUAGAGAGAUAGAGAGAGAUGGUGUUGGUUUGGAGGAUGGGGGAGGAUGAAAUGUGAAGAAAGGUGGAGCAGGGAGGGAGGGGGUGGUUGAUGGUGCAUGAUGUAUGCGAGAGAGUGUGUCGUAUUGUGUGCGUGUGUGCGUGUGUGCGUGUGUGUGUGUGUGUGUGUGCGUGCGUGUGUGUGUGUGUGUGUGCGUGUGUGUGUUGUGCACGUACGUGAAGACACGCGAGAGACAGAGAGUGUGUUGUGCACAGCUUGCGUGUGCGUGUGCACAUGGUUGGUGUGUAUUGCACCAUGAGGAACCUCUCACUGUUCCCGCAUUGAGUGCGAAGACGUUUCCGGAUUUGCAUUUCUAUCUGUGCUGAACUUACGCUUUCUGCUGCCUGUUUGAAACUUGGUGAUACAGUUGUUACUGCCAUCCUUUGCACUCCACCGUGUGAGUUGCCUUGCUUUGUAGACAUUCAUGCCCUUUUGUUGUGGACGUGGCCAUCACUGGCAUUUGCCAGUGAACGCACCCAUAUCAUACAAUUCUUGCCGUG